Molecule: messenger RNA, 1440 nt
Organism: Hypanus sabinus (Atlantic stingray)
Lineage: Eukaryota; Metazoa; Chordata; Chondrichthyes; Myliobatiformes; Dasyatidae
Gene: dcdc2b
Product: doublecortin domain containing 2B
Exons: 12
Coding region: 1-1161 (386 amino acids)
Biological process (GO): intracellular signal transduction
Cellular component (GO): microtubule; microtubule organizing center
Source: RefSeq, a predicted model, not a curated record
AUGGCCUCAACAGGUAUUCCCCUUAUCCCCCAGGCAAAAAAUGUUGUGCUGUUUAAGAAUGGAGACCCUUUCUUUACUGGAAGGAAGCUUGUCAUCAACCAAAGGCAGAUUCUAACAUUUGAGACCUUUUUAAAUGAAGUAACAAGAAACAUCAGUGCUCCAGUGGCCGUGAGGAACAUCUACACACCAAGUGGGGGACACCGCGUCCUUGAGCUAAAUCAACUACAGAAUGGCUGCCAUUAUGUGGCUGCAGGAUUUGAAAAGUUUAAAAAAAUAGAUAAACUGCACACAGAAGUGAAAGAGCCACAAAUGGCUCGGGAGCCGCAGACAAGAGCUGUUUACCCAAACAGGAGAAACGUCUCGGCCCGUUGGAGGAAGUACAUGCAGAUGCCUUGCAUAGUGAAUAUCUUUAGAAAUGGGGAUCUGCUGAGCCCACCCUUCCGGUUAAUUAUUCCCAAGCACGUGAUGCCGGACUGGGAGAAAAUCCUCGCCAUGGUAACGGAGAAAGCAAAUAUCCGCACUGGAGCUGUCUGUCGGCUUUGUACCACAGAGGGUCAGGUGAUGAAGAAUGGAGCUCAGCUGGAGAGUGGACAGUAUUAUGUGGCUGUUGGGUCUGAAAAGUUCAAAAAUCUGCCUUACCUUGAACUCUUGGUUUCCAAAUCAUCACUUCAGAAUGCUCUCAGACAUCAGGAAACAAUGAGACGCAAGAAUCGUGGCAAAGAGUGCAUUGUGGCCCAGGAUGGAGUCAGCGAUUCUGCGCUCUUGCUUUCACCCAGUCAGUUGGACAAGCGGAGGGUUCAGUCCACAGGAGAUGCUGCAGAAGCUGUGGCGCUCGUGGCUCCACAGACUGUGAGGGGUAAAGGGAAGAGCUGCAGCCAGGAGAGAAACUCUCUGUUCUUUGCAAAGCCGGUUAAAGUGAAGUCGAACCGGAACGUCAUUCGGGAGUCGCAGGCAGGAACCGGCAACAAAGGGGGCAGAAGUGUCUUCAAAGUGACUGAGAAGCGAUCUGAGCUGAGAGGAGCUCAGGAAAUACCUGAUGAUGACAACACGAGGGUGGAGCUCCCAAUCGAUAAGAUGGUGGCUGAAGUUAUUGAAGAUGAAAUCAUUACUGAAAGUGCAACGUAUCACGUUGAUCAGGGUUUUAUAUCCAAACUUCAAUGAAGUCUUCAGGGAGACAGGAGACUUGAGAGCGAAGCCAAUGUCCUCUGGCAGAGCAUUCAGACGGUGAAGGCAGGCUCACCCUUUACUCUGAGAUGGGUAUUUUAAGCAAGCUGUUUGAUGUUCCUGCAAAGGACUAUUGCCAAAUGUCCUUGGCAUGCCUGCUGCUGGCAGAGUGCUUGGUUUAACCACUGACACCGGAGAUGUCUCAGAAAUUGGGAAUGCCGUGGUAUUCUACCUAAUAUCCUACACUUCUGAACUCAUUUCGAUGAAAAAUAAAUC